Molecule: messenger RNA, 1855 nt
Organism: Phaedon cochleariae (mustard beetle)
Lineage: Eukaryota; Metazoa; Arthropoda; Insecta; Coleoptera; Chrysomelidae
Source: the annotation of a GenBank genome assembly
AUGAGUGCACAAGAAUCCAUAAAAUGUCUGAGAUACAUAUCGAAAAUAUGCAGUAUCCUUGGUAUUCUCCCAACUCGUGCAAACACAUGGAUAUAUAAAGUGUACUCUCUGACAGUACUUUCCAUCGUAUUCAUCAACGCCAUCAUAGCUUUGAAGGAAAGAACUUCACCGCUAUUCACUACCUAUAACGUCAUAAUCAAAGCUGUCGACCAAAUAGCGAAUGGUUUUUUGACGCUGGCCGUAUCUUUUGCAACUAUUUCGAACGUUUUCGUCUAUCCAAGCAAAUUGGAAGAGAUUCUCGAUUCGCUGCUCAAAUUCGAUGUCGAUUUUGACAACCAUUCGCAGGUGAUGCGAUCCAUUUUCUGGUCUAUUCUGAUCGGUUUGAACGCAAUCAUCAUGAUGAUGUUAGCCCUAGAUUCCUGGUUUUGGACUGAUGCUGUCAGUCUGACGAUUUACAAGUACUAUUUCGUGAGAAACGUGCAAUACUAUCAGCUGACUUUAUUCAUAUUUCUGAUAUUCUGGAUGGCCAUGGAAGUAUACUGCAGAGCUGCCGACCUAAUAGCGAAUGGUUUCUUAACGCUGGCCGUAUCCUAUGCAGCUAUCUCGACCGUUUUCGUCUAUCCAAGCAAAAUGAAAGAGAUUCUCGAUUUGCUGCUCACAUUCGACGUCAAUAUUGGCAACCAUUUGCAGGUUAUGCGAUCCACAUUCUGGUCCAUCCUAAUCUGUUUGAACGCAAGCAUCAUGCUGGUGUUAGCCUUGGAUUGCUGGAUGUGGAUAGAAGCUGUCAGCCUGACGAUGUACAAGUACUAUUUCGUGAGAAACGUGCAAUACUAUCAGCUGACUUUAUUCAUAUUCCUGAUAUUCUGGAUGGCCAUGGAGGUAUAUUGCAGGUUCUUCAUGUUGAACAGGUUCCUGGAACGGUUGUCUCAGAGGAAUCAGAAGAACCAUUUGAUCCUCCCUUAUCCAGAAAUUGCUGAAGUUAGAAGAUUGCACAAUCAGCUCUCUUUCAAGGAAAGGACUUCUCCUCUAUUCCCUACCUAUCAUGUGAUAAUCAAAGCAGCAGAACAAAUGGCGAAUGGUUUCUUAACGCUGGCCGCUUCUUCUGCAACCAUUUCGAACGUUUUUGUCUCUCCCAGCAAAUUGCAAGAGAUUCUCGAUUUGCUGUUGAAAUUCGAUAUCGAUAUUGGCAACCAUCUGCAGGUAAUGCGAUCAACCUUCUGGUAUAUUCUGAUCGCAUUGAACGCAAUCAUCAUACUGGUAUUAUCCCUGGAUUCCUGGUUGUGGAUUGAUGCUGUCAGUCUGACGAUAUACAAGUACUAUCUCGUGAGAAACGUGCAAUACUAUCAGCUGACUAUAUUCUUAUUCCUGAUAUUCUGGAUGGCCAUGGAAUUAUACUGCAGGUUCGUCAUGUUGAAUAAGUUCCUGGAACGAUUUUAUGAAACUAAUCUGAAGAAUCAUCCCAUCGUCAUUUAUCUAGAAAUUGCCAGAGUGAGAAGAUUACACAAUCAGCUCUGUGAAAAUAUGCUGUUUGUCUAUGGCGGGUCAUUUGUUGUCAAAAGAGGCUAACAGAACCAUUACCAUCUGUUAUAACAUCAUUAAUCAACCAAGAGGACUGGACCAACAAACCAAAAUGAUGAACGAAGAAUUGAAGUUCCUUUGCGAUCAAGUCACCCAGCAAAAUCCCUGUUUAUCAGCAAAUGGAUUCUUUGUAGUGGAUUUCACCAUGAUUGGUUUCAUUCUUUCAAGCAUUACUUCUUAUAUUAUAAUAUCUGUACAGUUUAUGAAGGGAUGUUGAUGUUCGGUUCUCUCUUUUCUUCAUUUGUACCUACUCUAUUUUGCUAAUUUUUGUACUCAC